Molecule: messenger RNA, 555 nt
Organism: Soboliphyme baturini
Lineage: Eukaryota; Metazoa; Nematoda; Enoplea; Dioctophymatida; Soboliphymatidae
Source: the annotation of a GenBank genome assembly
GAAUGCCUCCAGAAAGGAAGGCUGAGCAACUGUUCCUUGAUUCAUAUUGGUCGUGGUGUACGACUGGAUCUGGAAAACGAAGGAGACGUCUGGUUGUGUUGCUUGAGCGACUGCAGCGUGUUCGUCCAGAGCUAUUACCUAGACAGAGAAGCUGGCCGAGCACCAGGAGAUGCGGUUCAUAAAAUAUAUCCGAAGGCUUACAUCAAAGUAUGCAUGUCACUGACCCGUUAUUUUAUUUGCCAUCGUCAGAUGCUUCAACAGGCAGCAACCGCCCAAGCAGCUGCCGCGGCGCAGGCCGCAGCGGUCGCCGGUUUGGUUCAGGCGCUUUCGGCUGCUGCUGGAAUUGGUGUGGACGAUUUACGGCGCCUGUGCAUUUUACGCUUGUCGUUCGUCAAAGGAUGGGGACCAGAUUAUCCUCGUCAAAGUAUCAAAGCAACGCCGUGUUGGAUAGAGGUGCAUUUGCACAGGGCAUUACAGCUUUUGGAUGAAGUACUUCAUACGAUCAAAAACAGUUACUUAACGAAAGCUGUUCACACGCUGUUUACUAGGGUUUGA